CGGCAAGGGCCGCCGGUUCGGCACGAGUGUUUUUUUUUCUCCGUUAUUACCGUUACUUUUAUUUUUUUGUUGUUGCACGAGCUGUGUCAUUUACCGUCGGGAUGACUCAGGAUGUAACUGGGUGUUGUCCUGUUGUUUUUAGCUAGGCGGACAAAUUCCUUCAACCAGCCUGCUGUUUCAAUCACUGCGGGCUGUCACUACGUUAGCCGAGGCGCUGUUUAGUUGGGCGAGCUAGCGGGCUAGCAGGGCGAGCACUCCCGACUGUCUCCGGCCUAAUUCAGGGGCGGUCGCGCUGAUGUUGUUGGAGUAACGCCGAAGAGACCGCAGACACAUCAGCUGUCACCGGGUUGGAUGCUGCAGGUUUGAACCACUCUUGACGGAUGGUGAAGAUUGAAUUGGAAAAGGCAGUGACAGAAAAAAAAAAAACUAAAGGGGCUUUAAGUUGCUGCCAUUAGGAACCAAAAAACAAAACAAAAAUAUCUAAGCUGUGUUCAGAGCUGUGCAGUCAGAGGAGCUGAAUCUCCCGUGAUUUACGGUGGAACAUCCGGGUGAAGUCGCGCUUCUUCCCGGCCGGGGGGACAACUUGACAGCGAGGCCCCUUGGCUAAGUCUCCCCUCCCCCAGCCCCGACCAUCCAUCCAUCCGUGCGUCCGUCCGUCCAGUCCAGUCCAGUCCGACUGACCGCCUCCUUGAGAGCCAAGCGAGGGCCGGGGAUUCGGGAGAAACGGAAACCGAAGAGCCAGCGUUCGUCAGGUCCCGUUUGAUCCGGGCUGCCACAACCAGGGGGGAUGACUCUGGAGUCCAUGAUGGCUUGCUGCCUGAGCGAGGAGGCGAAGGAGUCGAAACGAAUCAAUGCAGAAAUUGACAAACAACUCCGCCGAGACAAGCGGGACUCCAGGAGAGAGCUGAAGCUGCUGUUGCUCGGCACGGGAGAAAGUGGCAAGAGCACCUUCAUCAAGCAGAUGAGGAUCAUCCAUGGAGCCGGCUACUCGGAUGAAGACAAGCGGGGCUUCAUCCGGCUUGUUUACCAAAACAUCUUCACCUCCAUGCAGGCCAUGAUCCGCGCCACCGAGAACCUCAAGAUCCCCUACAAAUAUGAACAGAACCGGGCCAACGCCAUGCUUGUGAAGGAAGUGGAUAUUGAGAAGAUCAAUGGGUUUGAUCAACACUAUGUCGUAGCUAUUAAAACCCUGUGGGCUGACCCGGGAAUCCAGGAGGCCUACGACCGUCGCAGAGAAUACCAGCUCUCCGAUUCCACUAAAUAUUAUCUUAGCGAUAUAGACCGUGUGACUGCGGAGGGAUACGUUCCCACCCAGCAGGAUGUGCUGAGGGUCCGUGUUCCCACCACGGGUAUUAUAGAGUACCCCUUUGACCUGGAGAACGUCAUCUUCAGUUAUCUUUCGGAUCUGGAUCGUAUUGCCGAUCCCAGCUAUCUUCCCACUCAGCAGGAUGUACUCAGAGUGCGCAUCCCCACUACAGGAAUCAUAGAGUACCCCUUCGACUUGCAAAGCAUCAUUUUCAGGAUGGUGGAUGUCGGGGGUCAGAGGUCAGAGCGGAGGAAGUGGAUUCACUGCUUUGAGAACGUCACCUCCAUUAUGUUUCUUGUGGCUCUGAGUGAGUACGACCAGGUCCUGGUGGAGUCCGACAACGAGAACCGCAUGGAGGAGAGCAAGGCUCUGUUCAGGACAAUCAUCACCUAUCCCUGGUUUCAAAACUCUUCAGUCAUCCUCUUCCUCAACAAGAAGGAUCUAUUAGAGGAGAAAAUUGCUUAUUCGCACUUGGUGGACUACUUCCCUGAAUUUGAUGGUCCCCAGAGAGACGCCCAGGCAGCGCGGGAGUUCAUCCUCAAAAUGUUUGUGGACUUGAACCCAGACAGCGACAAGAUCAUCUACUCCCACUUCACCUGUGCCACGGACACUGAGAACAUCCGCUUUGUGUUUGCGGCCGUCAAGGACACCAUCCUACAGCUCAACCUGAAAGAGUACAACUUGGUGUGAGAGGGCUGGGGACAGUGUUCACAACACACUUCUCCACCCCCUCACCCAUUGCACAAACCGCACCCCUCUUCGGGAUCGUCCCGUCAACCCCACACGCAUCGCACAGCGCAGCACUCCGGCUCUCACACACUCAUUCACACACAAACAGAACUGUUGCUUUUUUAAUUUUUAACAUUUUUUUUUUUUUCUGUCCAGUACGGUGUGCAUUUGAAUCGUGCCCCUUCUUUCACCAAAGCCACUCCGUCCUCCUCCUCCUUCUCUCGGCAGCUUGUCGCAUCAGUCUUCGGCCCUUAAAAAGCUGCUCCGUGUGUCAGAGCUUGGCAUACAAACCUUUCAGACGGGCUCUGCGGCGGCGACCGGAAGGGAUUUUUUUUUUUUCUUUGGCAUUUGUAUAUGGGGCAGUUUUUAUUGGCAAUGGAUUUCGAUGGAGAAAAAAACAAAACAAAAAGAAAACAGUAAUCUUAGGGCCCCGCAGUGUCGACCCUGUCUCCUUUCCUGCCAGUGUGCAAGGCACUGACUGACUUAUCUGGUGAUAUCAUCUGAGAACCAGCGGUGCUGAACACAGACAUGCUCCAGAGCGACGCGGUCCGGAUGUGAGGUCGCGCACCAAACAAAGGGACGGACUGGAGGAUUCUGUCAUCGCCUCGCAUCCAUGAAUGUACCCCAGGUGUGAGCAUCGCAAUCGCAAAAAGAGAGAAAUGUAUAUUAUGAAUUUAAUGCAUAUUUAUCCGUUGAAAAUAUGUUGCAGAAUUUUUUUUUUAGCUGAUUUUUACUGAUUUAAACACUAACACUACACAGGCUGAGUCAAGUGGGCAUGAAAGCAGAAAGCGUAUAAAAAAAUUUUUGCAAGAUUUUUAAAAAAGCAACUUAUUUGACGUAAGUAUCCUUUGGAGAUAUAAAAUAUUUUUUUCUAAGUUUAAGUUAAUCACACGCUUCCCUCCUGCAAAACGUAUUCUGUAUGAAUUUACAGGGACAAUCUUCCACAUGACGCAGCACGCGAAACCCCUCCCUCAGUACAAAACACUAGUCUCGCGGCGGGGGCGAAGGACCCCGCAUUGGAAAAUUUGCACUCUCAUUCACAGAUUCGAUCUGCGAGUAGCUAAAUCGGCCAGAAACGCAACAUGUCCGACGACGUCACAGUUCCUGGCGCGACGCGGCUAUCACUGGUGUCAGGACGCGCUUCUUAUAUUUUGUUUUUAUGUUGGGUUUUGUUGAGCAAUUAAAUUAUGGGGAAAGGUAGGAAGACGCGCCUUUCACAGAAAAUACUCUGCAGUCUGCAAAUUUUUUGUGUAUAUUUGUAAAUACAUAUACACAAAACUCUUCUGUACAAAACAAGUGCUCUGUGGUACACCAUCUUUGGUUUUUGAAAAGAAAAAAAAGGAAAAAAAAAAGACUUUCUUUAGCAUACAGUUUUCUCCUAUGAAUUUAUGGUAGUAUUGAUACUGUGAUUAUGAAUUAUGUUCACUUGAUUGAUAGAAUUUCAAAGAGCCGCAUGGUGUUGAGGAAAUGAAGUGGGGUUGUGGGGGGGAGUCGGAGAAAAAGACAGCCUCUGAACGCCACACUACUGCAACAGCUCUGUGUUCAGAGUAAAACUAACUAGGGCUGGUUCAACUAAAAAGAAAAAAAAAAUCUUCACGGUUAAGGUGAAAGGAUGAUUUUGAGAGUAAUUAAAGAUUUUUUUAUUUAUAUAAUUUAUGGACCAGGAUGAAGGUGUUGAUAAUUUGACUGCUCGUGUUUCUGUCAUGUUAAAGGGCUCCUUUUCUCAUGGCAGAGCCUAACUUGAGUCUGAACUGCUGUUAAAAAAAAAAAAAAAAUUUACAAAACGACACAAAAAAACCCCCACAAAAAAAAAAAAAAAAAACGAAUGUCUGGUAUAGUAAGAACUUUAUCUCUGCUUUCUAUUUCUAUUAGACAUUUCCAGAUGUACUUGCCAUCACAUUUCCAUCCAUAAUAAUGCUGUUUGUUUUUUUUCUUAUAUCUUAGGGAGUCCUCACGUUUCUUUUUUCAUAUUUUUUAAUUACAUUUUUUUUUCCGUUGGGUUAUAGAUGCAGCGCUGUAAUACAUACCUAGAAAAAUGUACAGUACAAAAAUAGGUGGACUUUUUUUUAUCAGUGAUUGAAGACCUCUGAGGUCCAUGCUUGCUAUUUGUAACUUAACAAAAGAUAAAAAACGUUUUAUUUUAUUUUUGUUGUUUUUGUUUGUUUGCUUUUAUUUCCAGUUUUUGGAGGCUUGCUUUGAAUAGUGCCAGUGAAGUGCAGAUAUAUAUAUAUAUGUAUAUAUAUAUACUUUCUUUUGGUCUCAUACACGACCUUUUCUACAAGUGAUUUACCCUUCAUCCUCAUUAAGGGCUAUAUCACAGUGCAUCCGACAGCGGGGAGUGGAGUAAAGGACCACAGUGAACCAAGUCAUCCACUAUUACUACUACUACUUGUUUAGAAAGAGAUUAUUUGCUGUCUGUGCUAUUAAGAAGUAAGGCAGAGUGUUAACACAAUUGUAAGGUGCGUGUAUGUGUGCGAGUAGAGCAUUUUUACCAACACUUAAGACGCUUUCUUUAAGUAUUUCCUCUGGUUUCUCACCACAUUUCUGUUUGCAUCCGUAUCGCAGUGUUGCUUGUAAUCCCAUCAUGGAGUGUUGAGGUGCUUAUCAGUACGGACACUACUACUACUACUGCUACUACUACCAGGACAAGUAUUGCAUGAUCUCCCCAAGUAUUUGAGUUGUAACUAGUAAGCCAAGAGAUGUUAUGAAGACCAUACUGGUGUCGUUGCAUAUUGUAACCUGUGUGCAUUUCUGCUUUUAUGGCAGCUAAAGGAGGUUGAAUAGUGAUAAUAAUGAAAAUAUUUAUUAUUGUUAUUCUUUUAUUGUUGGAAACAAUAUCUGGGUUCCUUAUUCGUCGUUUUCAAGAUGGUGUUUUGAUUUAGUUUGAAUUCAGACGAGUUGUCACCGGAUUUGUAUCGUGUUGGCAUCAAAACGGCAGUAGCUUUAUGCAAACGUUAUUGCAUUACUUGCAUUUCUAGUGUCCCUUAUUGACACGGGGAUACUAGAAAUGGAGCUUGGAGGCAGUGCGCUGGCACUGAUCGUUUACUGAGAACAGAACAAGUAAAGUGUUUUUAGUCAUAGUGGUAUUAUGGUAUGAAGCAAAAAGAAAAAAGAAACAGGUCAAGUGAACACUGGUCUAAUUUUUCCACUGCAUUAGUUUUCUGACUGGAAAUGCUUCACAUGUUUUGUUCUCAGUUCAUAUUUCACACAGGAAGCAUAUUAGUGGCACACUGCCUGCCACCUCAGAUUUCCCAAGCAAGUAAUCGGCUUCUGCUUAAAUGGCCAGCAAACGCUUACAUGAUGAUGAUGAUGCUGAUGAUUUAAAUGUUCAUAAAAUAGUUUGCAUUCAUCACAAAUACCGUGGAAGUCCACUGUGGUCUUUGUUCUUUUCGGACUAACCAUAAUCUUGAGAUUUACACGAAAUGAAUCUUCUAGGAGUUAUUUUCUGCGGGUAAGAUUUUGAUGAAUUAAAACGCUUCAACAGAACCUGAUGUUUAUAAUCCUUCAGCCAUCUUCCCGGUAAAGCAAAAGACGGGAGGAGCCACUUUCCGAUGUAAUCAGGCUUAAAAUAUGCAACAGUGCACCAGUAUGGCAUUGCCAUUUUCUCUGCUGAAAAUGACACGAACCUCACGCCGAGGAGUGACUGCUGCUGUGACUGCUGUCAUGUAGAGAGGAUCAGGAUGCCAGUAUGCAUAACCAAGUGUUUUAUCAGUAGUGUUAGUUCUACUUUUUGCAGAGCGCAGCUCACCCAAACGGUUUCCGGCCAUGAAUUUGCCAACUUGACUCUACAACCCUGACACGCGGUGAAGGGCCAGGUGUCUGCUGGUGUGGGUGCGCUCGAGUUAGCGGUCUCAUUUUCCCUUUCUGUUUUGGAAAUGUAAUUAUUUCAACAUAACCAAGCAGUGAAGAGGGAUGCAGUUCAGUCUCCCAUCACUCAUGACCAUGUUUUAUUAUUCUCCUUUCACACUACAUUACUUAUUUAUUGCCUUGAGUUAAGAGAGAUGGCCCUUUACAACGUUUCUGUAAACUUGCUGUUAAACUAAGGGAGUCAGACUUAUCUCUUAUACAUCUUUAUAGAGUUGGACACUCAGCCCAAAGCUUGUUCCUCGUUUUAUUAUGUAAUGUAAACGAUUCCUGAACAGUUUUUUUUUUCUUCUUUUUUUGGACCACUUCAUUUACUUUGGUUUCCUCACUCCAAUAAAAGCUGAAUUUCAAUCAUGUAGUGGUUUGAAUAAAAUGUGAUUUUUUUUUUCUUUUUUAUUUUAUAUCCGAACCAACAUGUAAAUGAUGUAUUAUUCUGAGUGUGCCAACCCCACUCUCCAGAGCCAGGCUCUCUCUAAGUGCCAAUGAUGUGGUCGCCAUCAGAAGGGCCACCAUUAGAGACGGGGGGCCGAGGGGCCUCCCCUUUGUAAAACAAACCAGAGACUAAAGUGAUAAUUAUGAACACACAAAGAUCUUAUUCUGUAUUUAAGAUUGAUUUGAAAGAUAAUCUGCUCUGUUUUUUGUUUUUUUGUUCAUAUUUUAAAAGAAACUGUAAUUAUAUCUGCAUGUGGUGUUUGUUUUUGUGUUGAAAGUGAGGGCUUGGAUGUUUUUCACUGAAGUAGAGCCCUUCUGUUGAACAGGGUUCAAUCAGUUGGUUAUAAUUGAUUUACAAUAACUCUUGCCAUAUUUUUUAUUUUUCAUGUAUUUGUUUCAACCACUGUUGCCUGAUCCUCAUUCAAACAUGAACAUGACUUAUGAUCAUUGUCGCCUUCUAAGAGAGAAACAUAAUGACAAGAUAUCUGUUUUAAAUUGAAAUAAAUUUGUUCCUAUACUUGC
Molecule: messenger RNA, 6853 nt
Organism: Poeciliopsis prolifica (blackstripe livebearer)
Lineage: Eukaryota; Metazoa; Chordata; Actinopteri; Cyprinodontiformes; Poeciliidae
Gene: gna11b
Product: guanine nucleotide binding protein (G protein), alpha 11b (Gq class)
Exons: 8
Coding region: 788-1996 (402 amino acids)
Biological process (GO): adenylate cyclase-modulating G protein-coupled receptor signaling pathway; phospholipase C-activating dopamine receptor signaling pathway; action potential
Cellular component (GO): heterotrimeric G-protein complex
Molecular function (GO): guanyl nucleotide binding; GTPase activity; G protein-coupled receptor binding
Source: RefSeq, a predicted model, not a curated record